AUGGCGUCAUCAUGGCCGUCCGUUCCACCCACCCCGCCAACCAGUCGCCUGACGUGCAUGUCGGGCUCGUUGCCGCAGUGCCUUCGGGACCGUGCGGGAGGAUUUGACGAGCUACGCGCCCUGAACAUCCGGAAUAAUCCCCCGAGCAUCGUGUUCGACAACGUAUCGGACGAGCGGUCGACGCUGGUGAAGGUGGGGAGCGCGAGCCGGCACGGGUGUCUGCUGGAGGUGGUGCAGCUGCUCUCCGACCUCAACCUCGUCAUUCCCAAGGCCUUCAUCUCCUCCGACGCCGCCUGGUUCGUCGAUGUGUUCCACGUGCGGGACUCAGCGGGGGAGAAGCUGCGCGACAGGCGCCUCAUGGCGUACAUCCAGCAGGCGCUGGGAGCGCCGUCGUUUGAAGAGGUCGCCCCGCCCGCGUCGUCCUCCCCGUCCUCUCGCUCCGCUCACGCUCCCGCCGCGCACUUACCGGCACCUCCCCACCACGCGCACUCCGCGUAUGCCGCCCCCACGCGCUCUAUUUCCGCCAAUCAGACCCUAAGCACCGCCCCUUUCUUUGAAUCCGGAAACCUCUCGUCUUCCGCCGUUUCUGCUGCUUCCGCUUCCGCCGCCGCCGCUGCCGCAGCCGCUGCAGGCGCUGCGAGCCCUGCUGCGCCCGGAGGAGCGGCGCCGCCCGCUUCUUGCUGCCUGGCGCCGGCGGCGCACACGACGAUUGAGAUCACGGGCGGGGACAGGCCAGGCAUCCUAGCGAACGUGGCGGCGGUGCUGGCGGCGGCGCAGUGCAACGUGGUGGGCGCGGAGGUGUGGACGCACAACGGCCGAGUGGCGUGCGUCGUGUGCGUCACCGAUAACACCGCAGGAGGGGGCAGGAUUAAAGACCCCCUCCGCCUGAAGCGGAUCAGGGCGGAGCUCGCUGCGAUCGUGAGGCCUGUUGCAGCCACCGCCGGUGCGUCGCCAGCCGCUACCUGCCACGCGCCGGGCCUCUCGCCCCCUCCGCUUCCUCCUCGUGCGCCCACUUCCUUCCCGCCACACGCGCACGCGCACGCAAACAUUCACGCAAACGUACAGACUGUUCCCGCUGCUGCUCCUGCCGCCGCUGGCGCUUCGGUCGUAGGGGCGGGGGUUGCCGCGCAGGUCAGCGGGGUCGCGGGUGGGGAGGAGACAGGGCGGGGCAUGGGGGAGGGGGCAGCGGCGGCGAGGGCAGAAGCGCAGGCGGUGCAGCGGGCAGCGGACAAGCAGCACGCGCUGCAGGCAGCCAUGCUCCGCGGACAGGCCGGGGCGCAGGCGGCGCCGCCGCCGCCAGGAGGGGUUUGGACGGACGUGGAGUGGGAUUCAGUGGCGUGGCGCGGCGGCAUGCGGGAGCGGGGGAGGGGGGAGCGCGGCGCGGGGGGCGUGGAGAGCACGUCGCUGCCAGUGACAAUGGCGCACGCGGAGCGGCGGCUUCAUCAGCUGCUGUUCGCGGACAGGGACUACGAGGAUAACACCGCUCCUGCGCCCGUGCCCGCCGCCGCCGCCCCCACCGCUUCCGCUGAUGCUGCCCCCGCCCCCACCGCACCUGCGACGCUCCCCCGUGUAGCUGGCGUGGCGUCUGAUGCGGGGGCGAGCGGUGGUUCGCUUGGCAGAAGCGAGGCGGGCAGGCAGGGUGGUGUGGAGGGUACUACAGGGUUGCAGCGGGUGCAGCUGACUCGACCCGCCCUCAUGCCCUUGCAUACUCCCCGCCCCUCGCCUCACGUCUUCGCCCAACCCACUCUCUCCUCCCCACCGCUUUACCCUCCUGCGGCAGCCGCCGCCGCUGCAGCAGCUGCUGUGGCGAGCGGACCAUACUCUCUCUCUCCCACUAACGCUGCUACUACAGCGGUCCCCGCCCUGCCGCCCCACCCCAGCAGGCCUACGCCUGGGCUUACAAUCACUGCGCCUAUGGGCUGGGCUGCAUCAGGGCUUUUCUCUCAGGUGGUUUCAACAGAGCCACGUGGCGAGGAACGUGCUAGUGGCGUGGGCCGGCAGGGCUGUGCAGGCGCAACGGGUGGGGGCAGCAGUGGUGGUGCGUGGGUGGGCGGGCGACUGAUGGGGUCCCGGGCCCCUGCAACAGGCGGGGUGGUGGGCAGGAGAUCAAGGAGAGCCGGGCCGAGUGGCAGCACCGGUUCCACUGCGCCUGGUUUCUGCAGCAACGCAAGCGGCAGCAGCAGUGGCGGCAGUGGGAGUGGUAGUUGUGGUGGGAGUGGUGUGAGGGUGAGUGUGCGCAACAGUGUGGAGCGGCAGUACUCGGUGGUGCGUGUGCGGUGUCGGGACCGGCCGAAGCUGUUGUUUGACACGGUGUGCACGCUCACGGACAUGGGGUACAUGGUGCACCACGGCGCCAUCUCCUCCCACCACGGCUGGGGCCUGCAGGAGUACUACAUACGGCAGAUGGACGGCAGCACACUGGAGUCAGAGGCGGAGAGGCAGCGAGUCAUCAAGUGUGUCGAGGCAGCCAUUGAGCGCCGCACGCCCAAGGGAGUGCAUCUGGAGCUGUGUGUGAACGAUCGAGCGGGCCUGUUAUGCGACGUGACGCGCCUCCUGCUCAGCCACAACCUGUCCGUGGCAGCGGCCAACGUGAGCACACGUGGCAGCACGGCAGUGGACGAGUUCAUCGUCACUGACUCAUCCGGCCGCCCCGUGGACGUGCCAAAGGUGCUGGCAGCCGUGCGGCAGCACAUGGGCCCGCAGGCGCAGGUCACAGUCAAGGGCGUCACAGAGGGGGAGGAGGGGGAGGACGCAGGGGGGGAAACGAUGGGGAGCGGAAAGGGCGCGCGAGCUGUGGGUGCAGGUGGUGGGGCAGCGCGGCAUCAUGUGGCGGGGAUGCAUCGCAGCCACAGCUGUGGGUGGCAGCCGGGGUGGGGGAGCCGCGGGGCAGGGUUUGGCACGGGGUCCGUCAGCGGCAGUGGGCUUGGGAUGAGGGACAGGCAGCUGGGAGGAGGGAGCAAGGGAGAGGAGUAUGUGGAGGAUGAGUUUGGGUUGGAGGACGAGGAUGAGGAUGAGGGGUGGGGCGAGGGUGGGGAGAUGUUUGGUGCUGGGCUGGGGAGUGAAGGGGAAGAAGGGCAGGAGCAGGCGGGCGAGUCGUCAUCCAUCUUGGGUGCUGUGUGGAGGCAGUCGGAGUGGCUGCUAUCGUCACUAGGUUUUGGUACCAAGACACAGCAAGACUAA
Molecule: messenger RNA, 3180 nt
Organism: Closterium sp. Yama58-4
Lineage: Eukaryota; Viridiplantae; Streptophyta; Zygnematophyceae; Desmidiales; Closteriaceae
Source: the annotation of a GenBank genome assembly